AUGAAACUAUAUCAACUAGUAAUCAUAUUAUCUUCAUUAUUAAGCUUAUCAAUAGCAUUAGCCGAUCAAGAUGAUGGUGGAGAUGCAACCACUACCAAAGUAUUACCCACAAUUGUCUGGGUAACCACCACUAUUGAUGGAGCAGUCCAGACAGUAUCUUUGACAUAUUCACAAUCAUUUAUGACAGAAGCUGCUGAUGGAAAUACUGCAGUUCCUUCUGGAGAGAUUGGAAUGGGAACCUUAUCUGGUAGUGUUGGUGGUAUUAGAAGUUAUGAUCAGACUACUAUUACAAAUGUUAAUCAAGGAGGAGGAUCGGGUAUAAAUAUUUAUACUGGUGUUAUUGGAGGGUUAUUUAUGGUAUUAGGAUUGAUUUAG
Hemisphaericaspora subhashii is the source of this 375-nucleotide messenger RNA. It is a transcript of the gene PGA1, whose product is annotated as Pga1p. The coding region runs from base 1 to 375 and encodes 124 amino acids. The transcript has a single exon. Lineage: Eukaryota; Fungi; Ascomycota; Pichiomycetes; Serinales; Debaryomycetaceae. Gene Ontology annotation, biological process: fungal-type cell wall organization. The record is from RefSeq and is a predicted model, not a curated record.